GCCACGAGGCAGCGUCGAGACUGGAUCGCUGGGACGGAGCGAAUGGAUGAUGUCAACGACGUCGCGGGUGUAGAGCGCGCGCGCGUUCGCACGUUGUCCUCGACGCCCAUUUUCUUUUCUUCUUGACGCCCUCGCCGAUCUCGACGCUCGUGCUUCUUGAGUAAUAUACCCCAUGCAUGCCAAUCCCCCGUAUCCGGGGCCCACCCCGCAGUACGGCCAAGCGUACGGCCAGCCCAACUACGCGCCGCCCAAUGGCUACGGGCAGCCCGCGUAUGGGCAACAGCCGGCCUACGGGCAGCCCGCCUACGGCGACUUCAAGUCGCCGUAUGAAGGAGAGCGCUUCAAGCCCAAGAAGACCGUUAAUGACAUCUUUUUCCUGAUCUUCUUCAUCGCCCAGCUGCUGGGUUUUGCGGCCCUGUCUGGGCUGGCGAUCAAUUCAUGGAUCAAGGAGGGAGGACUCGGUGGCGGGCUGGGAAGCAAUACAUCGGGAUCCUCUGUUACGUUGAAUGAACACACGCUCUAUCUGCUUCUCUUCGUGACGGCGGCGGCGCUGGUCCUCUCGACAGCCUAUCUUCUUCUCGUGCGCAUGUUCACGAGGAUGAUCAUGCACAUUACGCUCAUCCUGUCCAUUGCGCUCAACAUCGGCGUGGCAGUCUAUUACUGGAUCACCAAGUAUUACUCUGGGGCUAUCAUUUUCACGAUCAUCGCGGUCCUGUCCCUUCUCGCAUACGCUGGUUUCAAAUCGCGCAUACCGCUUGCAUCGCUGCUCUUGCAGGUUGUAAUGGACGUCGCGAAGCAUCACAAGAGCGUCUAUGUGGUCGCAUUCAUAUCACUCUUCCUCCAGGCGGCUCUUGCUGUGUGGUAUACCUUCACUGUGUUGGCCACAUACGCAAAAUGGACGCCAGGAAGCAGCGCCUGUGCGACGACCUCGUGCUCGUCCGGAAAAGUCGCAGGGCUCAUCUUCUUCGAGACCUUCUCGUUUCUCUGGACCUCGCAGGUCAUCGGCAAUGUCGCAUUGGCGACAGUGGCAGGCGGACCGUUCGGGUGCUGGUACUACUUUGGUCCACGGCAGCAAGGCGAUAUGCCCGCCCAUCCCACUCGUUCGGCAUUUGUACGCGCGUCGACGACUUCGCUGGGCUCCAUCGCCUUUGGGUCCUUGAUCGUCACGCUCUUGGAAAUUCUUAGGAUGAUCCUGAAUGCGCUACGCAACAACGCAGCUCAGGAUGGUAGCCCGGUUGAGGCGUGUCUCUAUUGCUGUGCUGCUUGCUUCGUGGGAUGCAUCGAGGGCAUGGUGGAAUACUUCAACAGAUAUGCGUACAUCGAGAUCGCGUUAUACGGCAAGGGGUAUUUACCUGCCGCGAAGGAUACCUGGAGGCUGUUCAAGGACAGAGGCAUCGACGCCUUGAUUAAUGACUCCCUGGUCGGCAUGACGCUCAAUUGGGGCGCCUACGCCGUGGGGAUGUUGUGCUCCCUCUUCGCAUAUCUCUACCUCAGGUUCACUCAUCCGUCGUACAAUACCGAUGGGCAGUACACGGCGCCUGUCCUUCUCUUCGCGUUCUUGAUAGGUCUUCAGUGUUCUUUGACACUCUCAUCUGCCAUCGAAGCAGGAGUAUCUACCAUCUUUGUGGGUCUCGGGGAGGACCCGCAGGUGCUGGCGACGAGGGCUCCCGAACUUUUUGCUUUGAUCGCGUCCAGAUACCCACAGGUUGUUCGCGGGGUGCCGAACGUCUAGGACAAGCUAUACCAACUGUUAUACCAAUGCGUCUACGAUACGAUACGAGCAAUACACGAUCUUCGUCCAGGGUGACCCUGUGGCCAAUGGAGGACUGAAGUGGACCCUCGGAACCGUCGCCUCCACGGAGGGUUGCCUGACCUGGGUGUGGCGCUGUGGGUGCGACAUGGGGGAUCAGACUUGGUCGACGUUGGGCGUCAUCGCGUCACGCGGCGACAACCGCCUCCGCGACAAG
Messenger RNA from Schizophyllum commune H4-8, 1967 nucleotides. Its product is annotated as DUF580-domain-containing protein. NCBI's taxonomy places the organism in Eukaryota, Fungi, Basidiomycota, Agaricomycetes, Agaricales, Schizophyllaceae. Gene Ontology annotation, molecular function: transmembrane transporter activity. Gene Ontology annotation, cellular component: plasma membrane. Gene Ontology annotation, biological process: transmembrane transport. Bases 173 to 1732 code for a protein of 519 amino acids. The record is from RefSeq and is a predicted model, not a curated record. The transcript has 17 exons.